Molecule: messenger RNA, 195 nt
Organism: Aspergillus fumigatus Af293
Lineage: Eukaryota; Fungi; Ascomycota; Eurotiomycetes; Eurotiales; Aspergillaceae
Exons: 1
Coding region: 1-195 (64 amino acids)
Source: RefSeq, a predicted model, not a curated record
AUGAUGAUGAUGUUGUUGAUGAAGAGGACGAAGAAGAAGAAGACCAAGAAGAAGGGAGUCCGGAGAUGGCCCAGUGCGGGGAAGGGGAAAGGGAAUGGGAUCUCCAAGUACUUAUUUAUCCGCAUCCGCCUCGGUCUUCUGGCCGAAUGUAGAGAUGAGAUGAGGAUAUCUCGGUCAAACGAGCGAAUAAGGUAG